AUGGCUAAACCCUCAACCACUAAACUCCUUAUCCUUAGUAUCGUAGCUGUUCACGGGCUCGAUGGUCAUUGGAAAAGAUCAUGGACCGCCGAUAACGGGUGCUUUUGGCUUAGGGAUUUACUUCCUUCAAUUAUUCCUGGAGCUCGUAUCUAUUCGUUUGGCCAUAACUCUAAAACUAGGGGUAGUACCGUACCGCUUGCGUAUGAUAUUCCUGACCAUGGGAAAGAGCUGGUUUCCGCGCUUAGUAUAGAGCGACAAUUAGAAAAUACCACGAAAGCUCCCAUAUUUUUCAUCGGUCAUAGUUUAGGGGGUCUUAUCAUUAAGAGUGCCCUCUUACACGCGGAUACGGCUCAAGUUGGCCACCUUGAGAGACAAAAGGCUGUAAAAUUAUCCACUUAUGGUUUACUCUUUCUGGCAACUCCUCAUCAAGGAGGUCAGGGUGUCUCAAUCGCCAAAAUCAUCACUAAUAUUCUGUCCACGGUAACUUACACAAAUAAGAAGCUCCUAGAUCGAAUCGAACCAAAUUCCGAAUGGCUUCAGGAUCUCCAAUCUAGAUACAAUUCCAUAAGUCAAGAUUUUGCGACAACAUAUUUCUACGAGACCCAGGAGAUGAAAACCCCGAUAGGAAGUCUGCUUGUCGUGCCAAAGUUCUCUGCAGUUGUGUUCGGGGCCGUUAAUUCAGAGUCAGUGGCAAUGGCCGCUGACCAUUCAACGAUAGCCAAAUUUGCAAAUUCCCAGAACUCAGACUUCCGGAAAAUCUCUAGAAUUCUUCAAUUGUUCGCCAGUCAGGCGAAAGAAGCGGUGGCCUGGAACUGGAAGCGCUGGGAAGUAUUCAGGGGUAACAGACAAGAUCGCUUCCAUAAAGGAUCUGAAUUUUCGGCGUCAGAAUUCAAGGUUGGCAUCGCUUUCCAUCUUAUCAGAAACCCUCAGUUUUCAGGUCGACGAGGCAUACUACAACGCUUAGAUUAUUCACUGCGGAAACCGUCUGGCGGUAUUAACCCUAACAUAGUUGUGCUAUACGGGAGCGGCGGUGUAGGCAAGACGCAAGUUGCUCUCGAGUAUGCUUAUCGAUCCAGGUCAAAGGAAGCACUGGAUGAAGAACGGCGAGCAAAUAAGAGUCAAGGAUCCCGAAGAUUGUUCCUUUCGUGGCUAUCCUAUGCCGAUAAUUGCUCUUGGCUUUUAGUUAUCGACAAUGUCGAUGAUUUUGAGGGAUUCAACCUGCGCGAAUGGCUUCCUUCGACGUUUUGUGGUGCCGUUAUCAUCACAAGUCGACGUCCAGAACUAGCGAUCAAUUGGGAUUCUAUCAAGAUAAAUCAAAUGAAUUCUCAAGAAGCCCUUUCGCUCCUCGAGAAAAGCAGCAAGAUACAGAUAGAUCAGGUGCCAAGGAGUAAGUCUUUUCUUCUAAGGCUUUCUCUUAUGCAAAAAACAGCCGAGAGGCCAUGGGACAUAAAACAAGAUACUGUCUUGACUACAUGGGAGAUUUCAUUUAUUGCUAUUGAGAAACGGAAUCCCUUAGCUAUUCAGAUUUUCAGUAUCUGCAGCUUCCUAUCUCCGAAUUCUAUCCGCGAGGAACUUUUCGUGCAUCAGAAUACUAUACAAGCACAGGAGUGGCAGGUUUACGAAGCUUUUACAAUACUUUCUUCCUAUUCGUUUUUCAAACAAGCAAUCCACGGCUCAAGCAGAACUUUCUCCAUACAUCCCCUGAUACAUUUUUGGACAAGAAUCAGGAUGGACUCUGAACAGCAGCGACAAACAGCCAGGCGCACAGUAAGCAUACUACGAGAUCUCUCUUUGAAGCACAUUCCAACGAGUUCCCAUGCAAUUUUCCUCUCGUCACUUUUCAAAAAAUGGUCUCCAUGUGAUAAUGCACUUUCAAAUAUUAUACCUAUUACACCUGUGCCUCAGGAGAAAAGAAUUUGGCCUGUGGACCUACGAUUCGACACUACUACCCUAAUCAUCAAUACUUUGAGGUUGCUUGGAAGAGAAGCAUACGACCAUGCGGCCUUCGCUACGCACAAGCUUUUAACAAAUGGAAAAUUCGAAUCAGAAGACUGGGAAACUGUUGAUUUGAUCCCUACCCCAGAUGGACCAGAGGCUAUUAAAAAUCUGGAAUGGGUAUUGUGUCACGCCACACAACGAUUCUCAAUCAAGGGCCCUCGCGUGCUCGGUAUUGUCAGCGAGUAUGCCUCUGUGCUUCUUGAGAAUUCCCAAGGUGAUGGGUCAGCCGCCAGAGCAUGGUAUUUGUGGUUACUAACUACAUUGGCUGAGCAACUUGGCACCGAUAAUCCU
Fusarium oxysporum Fo47 is the source of this 2289-nucleotide messenger RNA. Its product is annotated as esterase/lipase family protein. The annotation marks the transcript as partial. Lineage: Eukaryota; Fungi; Ascomycota; Sordariomycetes; Hypocreales; Nectriaceae. The transcript has 8 exons. The record is from RefSeq and is a predicted model, not a curated record.